Molecule: messenger RNA, 1274 nt
Organism: Filobasidium floriforme
Lineage: Eukaryota; Fungi; Basidiomycota; Tremellomycetes; Filobasidiales; Filobasidiaceae
Product: P-loop containing nucleoside triphosphate hydrolase protein
Exons: 3
Coding region: 217-1242 (341 amino acids)
Cellular component (GO): cytoplasm
Source: RefSeq, a predicted model, not a curated record
CUGCCCGUAGUGUAUAAUGCAGGUGAUGGGACUGACCAGAUCAUCCGGAGUUGCUCAUCUGAACGGUACAUCUCUUCGGACCGGCGAUGGCCGAAAGGUCCAACUCGAGAGGUCACGGGCAUAUCCAGGUUAUGCAUAGCAUGGUAUACAGUCCUCAACGAUCAACGACGAUAGGGCCACUGAUACUGCUCCUGACUCUUGAGAUACACCACCGCUAUGUCGGACAAGCUUCCUACCUCACAAUUGGCACCGGAGGAGACCUCCUCCUCGACGAGCUACAAGUCAAGACUGAUCGCCCGGUUUGUUCUCGAACACAACCCGCACCUGCUCGAUGGAUCUCAACGGAAUGUACAGCGGAAAUCAGGGAAGCUACAGCCACCAGUCAUGCUGUCUAUGCAAGGUCCCCAAGGAGCCGGCAAGAGCACCUUAGCGGCUAGCCUACAGGCUUUGUUACAAGAUCAGCCUUACGGUCUUAAUGUCGCCGUCGUCUCUCUCGACGAUUUCUAUCUGACCCACCAAGGCCUGGUCGACCUAGCCGACGAACACCCGGAGAACAAGCUCUUACAUGGACGAGGUCAACCGGGGACACAUGAUGUGCCUCUGUUGAAAAAUACAUUACGAGCGAUCUCUCACAUAAAUGACAGCGACAACGAUCUGUCGACGACAACAACGACAUCGUCACGGACGGUGAAUCUUCCCGUGUUCGACAAGAGCCUCUUCAAUGGCCAAGGGGACCGAGCCCCGCUAUCCAUCCAGAUCGAAGGUCCGUUGGAUAUCUUCAUCCUAGAAGGCUGGAGCCUCGGAUUCCGACCUCUUCCCCCUGCCACCCUAGAAUCAUACCACGCUCAGCCCUCACCCAUCCCUCCUCCAUCCCGCCCACCGCCGUACAAGAUGCACGACCAUCCCCUAGCCGCCAUCAUCCAGAUAAAUGCCAACCUCCGAACCAUCUCUCAGGAAGUCUACCCGUUUUUCCCGUUACACGUCGUCAUCCGUCCGAGGUCUUACGACUACGUCUACGCGUGGCGGUUGGAACAAGAAAGACAGAUGAAGGCGUUGAAUGGGGGAAGGGGGAUGGAGGAUGAGGAGGUGAGGAGGUUUGUGGAUCGGUACAUGCCGGCGUAUGAGGUCUGGGGGAACGAGGCGUUGAGGGCGGGUUUGGAAGCUGAGGAAGGAGAAGAGGCGGGAGGGAGAGAGGUUUUGGAGUUGGUCUUUGAUGAGGAGAGGAGGGUCGUCCAAAGUUGAUCCUGGCCCUGUUCCUCGUCUUGCUGGUUGUA